GUCUGGAUCGACUUUUCAUUCCCAGGAAUGAAGGGCACCGGUGAUGUGAUGACGCUGCUGAUCUGCCUGGACUUCGAGUCGUCGGCUUUCGAGAGUGCAAACGUCAUGGAGAAGGGCGCGGCGGAUUGCGGCAUCAAUGUCUUGGUGCAGGCGUUGCAGUUUUGGGGCCGCAAGCGCGUGGUGGCGUCGUGUGACCAGGGGAACGUGAUCACGGCGCAUGCGAGAGCGGCAGCAGCCGCACGAGACGAGGAGACGGUGUUGCAGGUCGGCCCAAGGCUCGAUUCCAAGUCCAAGGGUCCGAUCGAGGCGGCUGGAGGCAGAUUCCAGCAGCUCAUUUGCGCACUCGUGCACACCGUCAACGCACAUUACAAAGUGGAGCUGAAGCCAAGCGAGCCGAUGAGCAGUUGGUUGACGAGGCAGGCAGGCUGGACCCUCACGAGGUUCACCGAGCGAGUAGAUGGGCUGACACCGCAUCGUCCGCUCAAAGGACGAGAUUACCACAGUCAGAUCGCAGAGUUCGUGGGGACCGCGAUGCACAAGUUACCCCCCGGUGCCGCUGGGAAGAUGGAAGCCAGAUGGGACAAGGGCAUCUGGCUCGGCAAGGCGAACGUCAGCGAUGAGCACAUGAUCGGCGCACCGCGGGGACGGGUCUUUGCGAGAUCGAGCGCCAGGGGGCCCGACGAGAAGCGGUGGAACAAGAACCUCUUUAGCCAGAUCAUCUGCACGCCUUUCGACCCGAAGGCAACGCUGCUGGCGCCGGAGGCCGUGGACAGGCCGAGGUACCUGACCACGGGGAUUCUCAACUGGUUGGGUCGGAGACCUGGCUGCCCAGCUUGCGACGAGACGGGCCAGCACCACGCUGCGGGUUGCAGAGCCAGACUGGAGGCUUUGCUGGGCGCGGAGGACAUUGCGAAGGCCUGGCAGCACAGGCUGGAGCGCGAGCUGAGGCACCGCCACUGGCUCGGGAAGCGGCCAGCAGCAGCUCCCAGCGAGGCAGUAGACGCGGCGAUGGAUCACGAGGAGGAAAGCGUUGAGAUGAUGGCGCAGGAUCCCGUGGAAAUUGCCGAAAGAGCGAAGCGACAGGUCUCAGAGAAGGAGGAGACGCCAGAGAGCAAGAUGUCGCGCGUAGUCGGCGGGCUGGCCGUCAACGUCAUGCCAAUGGAACUGUGCGUGGUGGAACUUGGCGAGUACGCCGCGGAACCGUGCGAGGAGAAGGAUCUUUCCAACGUCAAGGGGGCGCUCUCUGGACAGCUGCUUCCAGCAGAGAAGGUUCGAGAAGGAAGAGCUCGAGAGCGUGCCAAGAUGAAAGAGCAUGGAGCGCUCAACCGGGAUCACGUCACGGAGGCGAAAGGCAAGCGCGUUAGGGGCAAGUGGUUCGUGGCCAUGCAGGUUGCCUGCCAGGCGCGCGACGACGCAUUCGCUGGGACGCCCCCGUUGAAGUUCGCCAGGCCGGCACUGGCGCUGGCAGCGACGUUCAGGAACCACGUGAAAGUCUACCUGACCGGACUCUGGGACAUCAGCAACGCGUUCUUCCACGCUGAGAUGGAUGUGGACGUGUACGCGGUGCCGCCCUCAGGCGCGGAGGAGCCGAAUGUAGUUUUGCAGUUGCGGAAGGCGCUGCAUGGGACCAGGAGAGCGAGCAAGCUGUUCCAGCACAAGGUCAUUGGGGCGUUGACCGAUCAGGUUUUCAUCCGCACGAUGGUGACGGUGAUGGUGUUCUACCACGUCCAGAAGGGCAUCUACAUCGCGGUGCGCGGAGACGACGUCAUCGCCGUGGGGGCGCUUGAGGGCCCGAGGUGGCUGAGCGAGAUCCUGGGGCGAAGUUCGAGGACAGCGGUCGAGGCCUACGGGAAGCUACCAGCGGCGAGGGGGAUCUCGCCGGCUUCCAAGAGCAUCGGGAAGGAGGUGCCAACGGCGUUGGACAAGCUGGGAUACGCGGAGAAGAGGCUGUUCCAGUCGGCGGCGCCGACGGCACUGUACUUGGCAGCAGACAGACCUGACAUCCAGUUCGCGACGAGCUGGAUCAUGCGCGGGGUGCAGGAGCCACUGGUGCUCCACGAGCUGGAGCUGAAGCGGAGCCGCUGUGGAGGUUUCGAGUACGUCGGCAAGGCGUGCAUCGGCAGUUGGGCUCGUCAGCAGGCGACGCGUGCGCUGAGCAGUGGAGAAGCUGAGUAUGUGGAGAUGACCAACGGCGCUUCGCGGGGGAUCUUCACGAAGAACCUGUUCGAGGAGAUGGGCAUCAAGACGACGGUGACGGUGCGUGGCGACAGCACCGCCGCCAUCGGGAUAUGCUCGAGGCUAGGUGUCGGACGCAUCAGACACCUGGACGUGAAGUACCUGUGGUUGCAGGAGAAAGUGGCCGAGAAAGAAGUGCGCACCGCGAAGGUGCCGACGGCUGAGAACGCAGCGGAUCUGAUGGCGAAGGCUCUGGAUCCCGCUCGUCAUCACGAGCCUGUGAAGAGGCUGCCCAUGACCUUGGAGAUCGCGAGGGGCUUACCAAGGCAUGGGCACAGUGAGGUUCCAGCAGCUGUGCGUUUCACAGUGAUUGCUAUGCUUCUUUGA
Molecule: messenger RNA, 2562 nt
Organism: Prorocentrum cordatum
Lineage: Eukaryota; Dinophyceae; Prorocentrales; Prorocentraceae
Source: the annotation of a GenBank genome assembly